Molecule: messenger RNA, 1641 nt
Organism: Magnolia sinica
Lineage: Eukaryota; Viridiplantae; Streptophyta; Magnoliopsida; Magnoliales; Magnoliaceae
Product: purple acid phosphatase 2-like
Exons: 9
Coding region: 121-1500 (459 amino acids)
Molecular function (GO): acid phosphatase activity; metal ion binding
Source: RefSeq, a predicted model, not a curated record
UUCUCUUCUCUCCAUUUCCUUUCAUACUCCUCUUUUUCUCCUUUUCUACGUACAGAGCGUGAUCUUAUCUCUCGUGAAAUCACUUCGAUCUCAUCCCAGGGUUCUUUGUUUCUUUCCUUGAUGACAAGAAGAAAGAUGGGCUCGGUAAAUGUACUGUUGGUUGCGUUGAUAGUUUUGAAAAUAGCGGCAUCGUGUGAUGGAGGAGUUACCAGCAAUUACAAUGGCAAAUUCGAACCGUCCAUCGACAUGCCUUUCGACAGUGAUGUUUUUCGUGUGCCCAAGGGCUAUAAUGCGCCUGAGCAGGUUCACAUAACACAAGGAGACCAUGUUGGGAGGAGUGUCAUUGUUUCGUGGGUGACUCCAUUGAAACCGUUCCCGAACAUUUUGACAUAUGGACGGCUGGAUGGCAAACAAAAGAAAUCGAAAUGCAGUAUCACCUCCUACAAGUAUUAUAACUACACAUCGGGCUUCAUUCACCACUGUUCCAUUCACAACUUGGAGUAUAACACCGAAUAUUUCUACGAGCUUGGACAUGGGAAUGCAACUCGACGGUUCUCCUUCACGACUCCUCCGAAAGCGGGACCCGACGUUCCGUACACGUUUGGCGUUAUAGGGGACUUGGGUCAGACGUUCGAUUCAAAUCAAACGCUGGAGAAUUACCUUUCCCAUCCAAACGGGCAGUCAGUGCUGUUCGUGGGUGAUCUUUCAUAUGCAGAUCAUUACUCGGAUCAUGAUCAAAGGAGAUGGGACACAUGGGGUAGGUUUGUAGAGAAAAGCACUGCAUAUCAGCCGUGGAUUUGGACCGCUGGCAAUCACGAACUGGAUGUUCUUCCUGAAUUUGGCGAAUCAACUCCAUUCAAGCCAUACAAGCAUAGGUACCGCGUACCGUACAAAGCAUCAGGCAGUACAUCCCCUCUCUGGUACUCCAUCAAGCGUGCCUCGGCCUACAUCAUUGUCCUCUCCUCUUAUUCAGCCUACGCGAAGUACACUCCACAAUACAAUUGGCUGGAAAAAGAGUUCUCGAAGGUGGACAGAGCUGAAACACCAUGGUUGAUCGUGCUCGUCCAUUCGCCAUUGUAUAACAGCGAUCACUACCAUUACAUGGAAGGAGAGAGCAUGAGAGUGAUGUUCGAACCAUGGUUCGUACAGAAUAAAGUGGACAUAGUCUUCGCGGGUCAUGUUCACGCUUACGAAAGAACGGAGCGCACGUCGAACAUAGCCUACAACAUAACAAAUAGAGCUUGUAGUCCAGUUUUGGACCCUUCAGCACCCGUUUACAUCACCAUCGGCGAUGGAGGUAACAUCGAAGGAAGAGCAAACGAGUUUAUAUAUCCACAACCAAAUUACUCGGCGUAUCGGGAAGCAAGCUUCGGACAUGGCAUUCUUGAUAUUAAGAACCGGACACAUGCCAGCUUCACUUGGUACCGCAACGAUUGUGGGUCGGGUGCGAGCAUAGGGGAUUCGCUGUGGCUUUAUAACCAGCAUUGGCAUCACAACUAGAGUAGAAAACACUCUCUAUGGCUAUUUCUAGUGUCUUAGAAGAAGCGCUUUCCAUUUCCGUUUUCACUAGUUUCCUUUUGAUAAGAAUCUAUGGAUUGAACCUUUUGGAUUAAAUUAAGAUUGAUGGGUGUUUAGAUUUUC